Messenger RNA from Sordaria macrospora k-hell, 1443 nucleotides. The record is from RefSeq and is a predicted model, not a curated record. NCBI's taxonomy places the organism in Eukaryota, Fungi, Ascomycota, Sordariomycetes, Sordariales, Sordariaceae.
AUGAUGAAGGACGUGUAUGCUAAUAGUUCUAUCAACAUAUGCGCUUCAGCUGCGGCAGAUUCUUCAGAGGCAAGCUUCCAGCGCAGGGACCUAAGCAUGUUAUCGCCGUUGGAUUGGACUGGUCUCCUCGAUUGCGAUGACAUCGAGAGCGAGCUUGGUCCACUUCCAGCAUACCUCCAGCGGAUCAAAUUCAAGCUUGUAAAUACAAGCAUGUACGAGUCAGAUCUAUCAAACGCGCCGCUUAAUCUUCGCGCUUGGGUCUUCCAGGAACGUAUUUUAUCACGACGUCAUCUUUAUAUGACUUGCAACCAGCUCUGGUGGGAAUGCCGCGGUAUGUGUGCUUGCGAAGUGUUCCCAGCAGGGAUUCCCGAUCGUCUGGAUCCUAGCCGUACGGACACAGACGAGGGAUACAGGGUCCAAUACUAUGCGUUAGGCGGCCAUCGUCAUCAUUCUAUUGACAAUGGAGCGGCAUUGGAUUCUUCUUCGGCAGGCCAAAGGAAGAGAGUUACUCAGGGCGAGCUUGCCCGGCAUGCACCGUUCAGCGGUCCAUCGGAAGUUGAUAUGUACGAGCUUUGGAACAGGCUCGUUGAGCGGUACUCCCAGUGCAAUAUCACCUACUCAUCUGAUAAGCUACCCGCGCUAUCUGGGCUUGCAAAGAGCUUCAGCAUCUUACAAGGCUCAGGGUUUGCUCUCAACGGACAAUCUUAUCUCGCCGGCGUUUGGCGACCAUAUUUACCAGAAGCUCUAUAUUGGAAACCAAAGCCACCAUUGCGGGGCGAUGUCCCGUUUGGCAGGAACCGACCUCAUCCAUACCGUGCCCCCUCAUGGUCUUGGUCAUCGGUGGAGAGCCCGGUCGAGUGGAUUAAUUCUGGGCAAUUCACGGAACCGGCCUGCCGCGUAGAGGAUGCGAAGGUACUUCACCUGGACGAACGGUAUGAGGCUGGCAUGGUGAAGGGUGGUAUCCUGCACCUGAGGUCCCGUCUUAUUGGACCUUUCACCUACGAAGAGUCGCCACUGAUGAACUUGACCCCAAGUCCAGCCCUAGAUAGUCGUGUUAGGGUGGCUCUCUGCUCUGCAGAGAAGGAAUGUGUGACUUGCUGGGAUGAAAGGGAUUUCGAUUCCCAAAAGUGGUGCAUCAGCUACCUGGAUCCGCUUCCAGAUACUGUGCACGAGGACGGCAUCUUGAAUGGCACAGAAACCGUGCGGAAAACGGUGUCGCUCGAGGCUUCGGCAAAAGAUCCCCGCAUACGACUUUUUCUUGUGCCUCUUUUUCAACGGUGGGGGUUUGCCGGCGUGAUUCUCUGUCAAGUCGUAGUCGACGAAACAGACCUCGAAUGCGCUGAUGAUAAAGCUGUUUUCCAGCGGGUAGGGAGCUUCGCUUACAUGGAGAUUGAGAAAAAGGUGCUGGAUCUCAUACCGGAGAGAACGAUUGCCAUCAUAUGA